Ceraceosorus guamensis is the source of this 1579-nucleotide messenger RNA. RefSeq names its product glutamate dehydrogenase. Gene Ontology annotation, molecular function: L-glutamate dehydrogenase (NADP+) activity. Gene Ontology annotation, cellular component: cytosol. Bases 1 to 1374 code for a protein of 457 amino acids. The transcript has 7 exons. Lineage: Eukaryota; Fungi; Basidiomycota; Exobasidiomycetes; Ceraceosorales; Ceraceosoraceae. The record is from RefSeq and is a predicted model, not a curated record.
AUGUCGAACCUUCCCAAGGAGCCCGAGUUCGAGCAGGCGAGUAACAGCAGAGCAGCGCAGAGGUUUACCACUCUUGCGCCUUUCCUCAAGAAGUACCCCGAGUACAAGAAGGCGCUCGAGGUUGUCCAGAUCCCAGAGCGCAUCAUCCAAUUCCGUGUUGUCUGGGAGGAUGAUAAUCACCAAGCUCAAGUCAACCGCGGUUUCCGCGUGCAGUUCAACAGCGCACUGGGACCUUACAAAGGAGGUCUCAGAUUGCAUCCCACUGUCAAUCUCAGCGUGCUCAAGUUCUUGGGCUUCGAGCAAGUCUUCAAGAAUGCAUUGACUGGCAUCCCUAUCGGAGGUGGUAAGGGUGGCUCUGACUUUGACCCAAAGGGCAAGAGCGACGCAGAGGUGCGCCGCUUCGUCAAGUCUUUUGCGACUGAGCUUUCGAGACACAUCGGAGCUGAUACUGAUGUUCCAGCUGGAGACAUUGGUUUCUCGACUAGAGAAGGUGGCUUCCUCUUCGGUCAGUACAAAGCCCUCAAGAACGAAUGGGUGGGCAUCCUGACGGGUAAGGCCCUUGACUGGGGUGGUUCCCACGUCAGGCCCGAAGCAACCGGCUACGGAACUGUGUACUACGUGGAGCAUAUGCUUGCUCACGCAGGCCACGCCGACGGCUUCAAGGGCAAGCGCGUGAUCAUCAGCGGUUCAGGCCAAGUUGCGCAAUUUGCAGCACUGAAGGUAAUCGAACUCGGCGGAACCGUCUUGACUUUCUCCGACUCAAAGGGUAGUCUGAUCGCCACUGGCGAAGCUGGCUUUACGAAGGAGGAGAUCGAAGAAAUUUACAAGAUCAAGUUCGCCAGAAAGGAGCUCUCCACCCUCGGUGACAAGGGCGGCAAAUACAAAUUCCAUGGCGAUAGCGCUCGCCCCUGGACACUUAUUGACAAAUACGAUGUGGCGCUUCCCUGUGCAACUCAAAACGAGAUGAAUGCGCAAGAGGCCGACUUUGCCAUCAAGGCUGGAUGCGUCGCAGUCGCAGAGGGAAGCAACAUGGGUUGCGACCCAGGCGCGAUCGACGCUUUCGAGAAGUCUCGCGCGGAGAAGGGUAAGAAGGGCACUUGGUACGGUCCAGGAAAAGCCGCCAACUCUGGUGGUGUGGCCGUAUCUGGUCUUGAGAUGCAGCAGAACAAGGGUCUCACUCAGUGGACCCCAGAGGUAGUGGACGCGAAGCUGAAGGACAUCAUGAAGUCUGCUUUCCAACAAUGCUACGACGCUGGCGCAGAAUUCCCCCUAUCUGGAAGCAAGGAGGAGAUCCCUUCGCUGCUUGUAGGUGCCAACAUCGCUGGUUUCCGCCGCGUGGCCAACGCCAUGAAGGAUCAUGGUGACUGGUUCUAAAGUGCAAAUUGGUACACUGUGCAUCAUUGUGACUUUUACUCCUCGUCAAAUGUCUAUCAAUGUCUUGUGCUGGUUGCUUGGAAUUGAGGUGAUGGCUGACAACGCUUGUGCAAAGCACACGCAACUUCGCUGCAUGCAAAGCAGUGCAGUGAUUUCCCAUCUGAGCCUUUUGCGUUGUUGGAUGAUCACGAGACAGUGCGCGCCG